AGCCACAAGGCUGCUAACUUGGUCAAUGUUGAAUAUUGGCAGAAAAACAGAAAACAUAAAACGAGUAUUCGAGCAUUUGAAGGCAUUUGUAAACACAGAAAGAGAGACAGGUCUACCGCCGGCUCAGUGAGUUGUUAACCCAAGAACGUGACGGUCGAUUGAUCGAGCAGGUGUAGCAGCAGGUGAAUGACUAACCAUUGGAUUUCCCAUGAUGCCAGCGGCUACCAAAUGGCAGUGGUUCCUGCUCCUUAGCCUUUUCCUACUGAUGCUGCUACUGAUCCCGCAGGAAACCGGCGCGGCCUCCAAGCGAGUAAAACUAUGCCUUCAGCCGACAAUCAGUGGGCGGUGCUUUGGCCAUGUGGAGAGCUUCGCCUACAAUCCCCUCAAGCGGCACUGCGAGCCCUUCAUCUACGGCGGAUGUGGCGGCAACGAUAAUCGCUUCACCACCAAAGCCGAGUGCGAGUUUAACUGUCGUGAUAUUUGAAAAUGUCAACGGCUUGAAAACUUAUAUGUAUAUAGUAGUACCAGGCAAAAAUUGUAAAGCUUCUAUGUCGUAU
This is a messenger RNA of Drosophila serrata, 557 nucleotides long. RefSeq names its product kunitz-type serine protease inhibitor. The record is from RefSeq and is a predicted model, not a curated record. NCBI's taxonomy places the organism in Eukaryota, Metazoa, Arthropoda, Insecta, Diptera, Drosophilidae. Gene Ontology annotation, molecular function: serine-type endopeptidase inhibitor activity.